CCUAGCAGGAAAUAGGAGUGUUUGAAAUAGCUUAAUUCCAAAGGGAUGUAAGAACCAGAACAGCGUAAGGUCACUUAAUAUGUUAUGGUCCUCACAAAAAUUUAAAAAGUACAGAGCGUAACUCCAGCUGGGGAGUUACGCUACUCUGGCUCAACUUUAUUGUUGCUAGAAUGGUUGAUACAAACAGCUGUUUUAUUUUCUAGAGUAGUUGUGCAUGUCUCAGCUGAUUGGUCGAAUGUGAAAUUUACAUGAAUUGAUGCCCUAACCUAAACUUAUAGUUUCAUCAACAUGAGCAGCAGAGCGAAACUUAUUUUACAAUUAGCUUUGGAGGACAAUGUAAAUAAUUCUCAGCAAUUACUAUUAUUACCAGAACAAACUACUAAAGAAAACAAUGAAACAAACGUCUUAAGCUUGUCUUCGAUGGACACAAAUCCUGCACCCUCAUUGACAUCAUUACAGGCAGUUGAUCCGUUUGUUCUUCUCAACAAUGAAAAUGAAUAUAUAAUGGAAGUCGAAUCAGAAAGUAAUAAAGAAUUCGCUACUGAUGAAAAUAUUGUUUGGAAUGAUGGUAUUACCAACCAGGAUUUUCAGUCAUAUGAUAUCUCCUUUUCAUCGCAAGGUAAGUGUUCAUCAAGAAUGUUUUAAACUCACUACUAUAAAAGACUGCAGUAUAAUAAGCGACCACCCGUCGAAUACCAGUAUAUCGAUAGUCAAUAUCGAAACUAUUGAGUACAUAAACAUUCGAAUUAUA
Molecule: messenger RNA, 751 nt
Organism: Homalodisca vitripennis (glassy-winged sharpshooter)
Lineage: Eukaryota; Metazoa; Arthropoda; Insecta; Hemiptera; Cicadellidae
Exons: 2
Coding region: 289-645 (118 amino acids)
Source: RefSeq, a predicted model, not a curated record